AUGGCGCCUUCAUCAAAUGAUUCGUCAUCGAAUUCGAAAGGAUCUCCAUCAAACUCAAACUCUACACCAACUAAUUCAGGGAACGAUAACUCUGGAGAGAGCAAUAACAGCAACAAUAACAAUUCUGGAAGUACGAGCAACAACAAUGGAAAUAACAACUCUGGUGGAAAUAGUAAUUCUGGAGGUAACAACGGGGACAAAGAUUCUAGUGGAAACAACAAUGGCAACAAAGAUUCCAAUGGAAACAACUCUGGUGGAAAUGAUAACUCUGGAAGCAACAAUGGGAACAAAGAUUCUAGUGGGAAAAAUAAUUCAUCUGGGAGUAACAAUUCUGGACAAAACAACAACAACAAUUCUAGUCAGAACAACAGCUCGGGACAAAACAGCAGCAACAACAGCAAUUCUGGACAAAACAACAACAAUAAUUCUGGACAAAAUGGCAACAAUAGUUCUGGACAAAACAACAGCAACAACAACAAUGGCAACCAGAACAACAAUAACAACAACUCUGGACAAAACAACAACAAUGGUGGGAAUAGUAACUCUCAAGGGAAUCGUCCACCACCACCCCCACCACCACCACCACCGAAAUCAUCUAAUUGGCAUGCACCACCACCACCGUUGAGUUCAAGAAAGUCACCUCCAACAUCAACAUCUAUAUCUAAUAAUAAUAAAUCAUCACCGCCCAGCUCAGCUUCCUCGCCACUCAUAAUAGGACUUGCAGCUGGAGCAGGGCUAUUGUUUGUUAUGCUUUUGCUCUUUUUUGCAUGUUCUAGAAGAAGGAAGAAGCGGCAAUCCUCACACCUCAUGGAUAACCCUGAUCCUUAUCGUCCUCAUGGACCAGGAAGUGACUACUGGCAAAGCGGAGCGUACAAAUCCAAUGAACAUGUUUUGAAUAUGCCGCCUCCACCAUUAUCUGGUUGGAAUACUAACCCUGCGGCGCAUCAUCCACCCAUGGUUAGCAGCGAGAUGAACUCUUCCAACUUCUCAGGUCCUCAUGGUCCUCUUCAACCCCCUCCACACCCUUCGGUGGCUCUCGGGUUCAACACAAGCACAUUCACUUAUGAGGACUUAGCAGCUGCAACUUCAGGAUUCUCUCAGGCCAAAUUGUUAGGUCAAGGCGGCUUCGGGUUUGUGCACAAAGGGGUGUUGCCCAACGGUAAAGAAAUUGCUGUGAAAAGUCUCAAAGCAGGAAGCGGCCAAGGAGACCGAGAAUUCGCAGCAGAGGUUGAAAUUAUUAGCCGUGUCCAUCAUCGUCACCUUGUGUCUCUUGUGGGAUAUUGCCUUAACGGAGAACGAAAAUUGUUGGUUUAUGAAUUUGUUCCAAAUAACACCCUUGAGUUCCACCUUUAUAAUAAGAAUCGCCCGCCACUAGACUGGGCCUCCAGGGUCAAGAUUGCGUUGGGAUCUGCUAAGGGCCUUGCUUACUUGCAUGAAGAUUGUCAUCCAAAAAUUAUCCACCGUGAUAUUAAAGCAGCAAAUAUUUUAAUCGACCAUCACUAUGAAGCUAAGGUGGCAGAUUUUGGGUUGGCAAAGCUAAACCAAGAAAAUGUUACUCAUGUAUCUACUCGUGUCAUGGGGACGUUUGGAUACCUGGCUCCUGAAUACGCAUCGAGUGGCAAGCUGACUGAGAAGUCUGACGUUUUCUCAUUUGGUAUCAUGCUUCUCGAGCUUAUUACAGGUCGACGUCCAGUGGACACGACUGGAGAAUACGAGGAGGAUACUUUAGUAGAUUGGGCUAGACCUCUAUUAAUAAAAGCAAUAGAGGAAAGAAACUACAGUGAGUUGGCUGAUCCACGAUUAGAAAAGAAGUAUGAUCAAGAAGAGAUGGCACGCAUGGUUAUAUGUGCGUCGACAAGUGUUCGACAUUCUGCAAAGAAGCGACCCAAAAUGAGUCAGAUUGUGCGCGCGUUAGAAGGAGAUGUGUCGCUAGAGGACCUGCAUGAAGGAAUUAAACCCAGUCCAAGUGCUUUAUUCGGUGGCUCUACUACUAGUUCUGAAUUUGAUUCCGACUCAUACAAUGCCAAUAUGAAGAAUUUUAGGAAGCCAGUAUUGGGGGAAAGCCAAGACUAUCCUAGCAGUGAGUAUGGGAACACCUCUAACAGUGAAGAGAUGGCUAAGAAAGUAUAA
Fragaria vesca subsp. vesca is the source of this 2130-nucleotide messenger RNA. Its product is annotated as proline-rich receptor-like protein kinase PERK7-like. The record is from RefSeq and is a predicted model, not a curated record. The transcript is spliced from 8 exons. Gene Ontology annotation, biological process: protein phosphorylation. Gene Ontology annotation, molecular function: protein kinase activity; ATP binding. Bases 1 to 2130 code for a protein of 709 amino acids. Lineage: Eukaryota; Viridiplantae; Streptophyta; Magnoliopsida; Rosales; Rosaceae.